Molecule: messenger RNA, 93 nt
Organism: Acanthamoeba castellanii str. Neff
Lineage: Eukaryota; Discosea; Longamoebia; Acanthamoebidae
Exons: 1
Coding region: 1-93 (30 amino acids)
Source: RefSeq, a predicted model, not a curated record
AUGGUCAAGCAACCAGAGUGGAAGAAGCAGAAGGAGAGCAACCUCAAGAAGAAGAGCCUCAGCAAACUUCAAAACAUGUGCACAGUAAGUUAA